Molecule: messenger RNA, 942 nt
Organism: Corticium candelabrum
Lineage: Eukaryota; Metazoa; Porifera; Homoscleromorpha; Homosclerophorida; Plakinidae
Product: 52 kDa repressor of the inhibitor of the protein kinase-like
Exons: 2
Coding region: 1-942 (313 amino acids)
Source: RefSeq, a predicted model, not a curated record
AUGGCCGGAAAUCUCAGCGGUGUCAAGGCUAGAAUUCAGGCAGAGUUUCCCAAGGCAGUGUAUGUACAUUGUGUAUCCCAUAAGCUUAAUUUGGUCAUUGUAGAAGCUUGUAAAAUACCGGCAGUAAGAAAUGCCAUGGGAGUUAUAACCAAAGUAGCUGACUUUUUUAAAAAUUCACUAAAGCGGCAGGCCUUCCUGGAGAAGAAAAUUUGUGAGCAAGGCCAGGAUCAGGCCCCAAAGAGAACGAAACUUCUAGGGCUUUGUAAAACGCGCUGGAUUCAGAGACACGAUGCUCUAGAGAACUUUGACCAACUAUUUACAACUCUCAUAGUAGUAUUUGAAGACAUCAAGGAUUCUUCUACAGGAUGGAACAGAGAAACCGUCACAGAUGCUACUACCCUUCUCCAUUGUAUAAGUCAGUUCGAGUUCGUGAUGGCUUUCACAACUAUGAUCAAAGUGAUGUCUACUCUAAAUGGUCUUAGUGUCAAGCUACAGUCGUUCUCUAGAGACAUAAGUAAAGUGUAUAAAGAUGUAGACAGGACUUGCCAAGGGCUGCAGCAUUUCAGAGACAACGUGUCGGAACACAGUGACCGAUGGUUCAAAUAUGCGCCUGAAAAAGUUCGUGAAGCUGUAGGGGAGUCGGACUAUGAGCCGUGCUUACCCCGACGUUGUGGUAGACAAAGGAAUCGCGCAAAUGUUUCAGCAGAGACGGCAGAAGAGUACUUUAGAAGGACUACUGCUAUUCGGUUUUUGGAUCACUUCCUUGGUCAAAUGAAGGAACGAUUUUCUGACACACAGAAGAAGUCAGUGCUUGGGCUAAGCCUUGUACCUCUCGCUAUGCGUACAGACCCCUUCUGGAAAAGACACGUUGAAGAGCUUGGAGCGUUUUACCAGACAGAUCUCCCUAGUCCUGCGACUUUUGACGAGGAGCUGGUAUGUUAA